Populus nigra (black poplar) is the source of this 1972-nucleotide messenger RNA. Its product is annotated as protein ROOT HAIR DEFECTIVE 3 homolog 2-like. The coding region runs from base 314 to 838 and encodes 174 amino acids. Gene Ontology annotation, cellular component: endoplasmic reticulum. Gene Ontology annotation, biological process: endoplasmic reticulum membrane fusion. The transcript has 4 exons. Gene Ontology annotation, molecular function: GTP binding; GTPase activity. The record is from RefSeq and is a predicted model, not a curated record. NCBI's taxonomy places the organism in Eukaryota, Viridiplantae, Streptophyta, Magnoliopsida, Malpighiales, Salicaceae.
CUUGUUGGGUCUCUAUAAAUUCAACUUCUGUGAAACUCUACCCCCACCCUUCUUCUUCUUCUUCUUCUUCUUCUUAACAAAACCCUAAAAUGCUAUUGUCUUUCAAUAAACUCAAGUAUCUCUAUCUAUAAAUUCAAGUACCUCUAUCUAUCUAUCGAGUGCCACACCUCAAAUAGUUUAAAAACAAAGUACUGUAAACUUCAUCUGUAUAAACAAUCCUAGAAAAUAAGAAUCAAAACUUGAGUUUCCCAGAGAAUUCUUUAUAACAUCUAAUUCACUAACCUAAAAACACGUCCACAGUUGAGUUAUAAUAAUGGCGGAAGAUUGUUGUCGCUUCCAACUGAUUAGCGGCGACGGUGUUUUAAACAUGGAACUCGAAAACUUCACGAGGACCACAAACCUCUCACAACGCGGUCUCUUCUAUGUUGUUGUUGCAAUUAUGGGCCCCCAGAGUGGCCGGAAGAGCACCCUCUUGAACAAGCUCUUUCAGACAAAUUUCAGGAUGAUGGAUGCAGAAGAAGGAAGGAGUCAAACAACCCAAGGCAUUUGGAUUGGGAAGGGUAUUGGUAUCGAGCCUUUCACAAUUGCCAUGGACGUGGAGGGAUCGGACAACGCAGGGAAAGAGGCCAAAUUUUCUGGUUCCAACAUUUGGUAUCAGAGCCUCAACACAAGGCUUAAUCAAAAGCCUUUAAGAAAACAUGAGUUCAAUGAGAAGAGUUCAUGGCGAGUGAAAGUAGUUUUGUGCAGUCAGCCAUUCUUAAGUUCGAUGGGCAUUAUGAUCAUUGGAGCAUGUUCAUGGAGAAUUUUUUGCGAUUUAAAGAAUACUGGGGAUUGGUAGAGACUGGGAUCCCUACAGCAGCAAAAGGGAUGGAUCCUAUAGAGGAACAGAGAAAGACAAUCCAGGAUCAUAGGCUAAAAGAUCUGAAGGUGAAGAACUACAUGUUUCAAGCCAUUGAUCGAUCGAUAUUGGAGACAAUCUUAAAGAAAGACACGUCAAAAGAUAUUUGGGACUCCUUAAAGUAGAAAUAUCAAGGCACGGCCCAAGUCAAACGUGCCUAGUUGCAAGCUCUUCACAAAGAGUUUGAGGUGAUUCACAUGAAAAUAAGAGAAUCAGUGAAAAUAAGAUAGGGAUUGAGAAAAUAAAAAUCCCAUUGGACACUGAUUAAAUAAGAGUUAAUAAAAAUCCUAUACUGAUUGUCACUGAAUUAAAUAAGAGUUGACAAUAUAGCCGAACAAAAUAAACCAAUGCAAUGAAUUGCUUGUCGGGCAACCAUGCUAAAUCUAUUUUUUAUUAAAAUUUAAUUUUUUAUUUUAAAAUUAUUUUAACAUGUUAAUAUUAAGAAUAAAUUUUAAAAUAAAAAAAAUAUUACACUUUCAAAGUUAAUCUUCUUUACAUUUUCAAGCACCCUCGAAUAAAAGCCGGAGUAUUAAGGCACCGUUUGGGAACGCGGCUGCGGCCGCGUUCCCAAAAAAUUUGAAAAUUUUUUGUUUUUUUUUUUUGUUAAAAUUUAAUAUGGUUUGUACGUUUUGGAUCGUUUUGAUGUGCUGAUGUCAAAAAUGAUUUUUAAAAAAUAAAAAAACAUCGUUGGCAUGCAUUUUGGCACGAAAAGUUAUUUGAAAAGCACCCACAACCACACUGCCAAACACGCUCUAAAUGGUGGAGUGACGUUUUCGUCGAGUGCAUGUGGUCGGUAGACAUAACUCUGACAAUUAAGGAUAAAAAUGAAGAACAAGUGCCAACAACGCCACUCUCUAGUUGUCACUAAAUUAAGGAUAAAAAUGACGGUGGAGGUCACUGCUUUGCCUGGCUAUGAAUUAGAGGAGGAGAAGUUUAAAGAUUAGGUAAAUUAAUUGUUUUCAACUGAUGGAUUGUGUUGUAGCAUGAUUUUCUAGUAUUAAAGGCUUUGGCUUUGUAUCUGUUUUCCCAAAUAAGUUAGGAUUUAUUAAUGAAGUUAUGAUUUAGCGGUUAAAA